AUGACUCAGACCCAAACACAGUCGGAAUUGGAAGCUGUACAGGCCGUAGAAAGAAAGACUCGCCCGGAACCGAACUCGGGCCCUACUGAUGCGUACAUCCCCACUGUCGAUGAAAUGACGCAAGCUAGCGCUGUGAAAAAGAGCCCGCCCGGCACAGUUACGUCUGGGAAGAAACCGUUUAUUGUUAUUUGGAGAAGUGAAACUGGUCACAACUCUAAAUUGGAAGAGCGUAAUUUUUGCCAAACCUUUUGCCCAAUGUUUGACGACGAGUCGAGACCUGUGACGUACACACGCGUUUCCUUGGGGUGGAUUCUCCUCCCUCUCACUAUCCCAGCCUCACCAAUUGUUCCGGCGAGCGAGAUGGAGGACAGACUACACGUCGGUACACUACCCCCAUUCCGUGGUACGGGUCGCAAAAGUCUUACCAUUGGAGUUGGUAUCGAUCGAACUUUUUCAACCGACGUUAGCACCAGAUUCCAAGUCGUGAAGAAGCCGGAUGUGUUGUCGAUGUGUCGCGGAGUUAGAGAUUAUGUCAGAGUGCCUGGCACUUUGGAUGAGACGAGGAUGGAAACGUUAGGAGCGUCGAACAUGCGUAUAAGUAGCAGCGAAAAAUGUUAUGAGUUCAUCGACUUCACACCCCAGUCAUCCAGCCCCGCCUGGCUACAAGUCACCACCGUCAUCGUGAACCUCCGCACAUCUGACAUCACUCUCGUCACCGGCACUACUGGCUCCUACGGGAGCAAAUUACCCACAUGGAGAAUCAAGGAGGCUCGUCACGUAUAUCACCUCUACAAGGCUCCCCUCCAAGUGCGGGAGCAUUGUCAUGUCAGCGGUGGUGACCGCCUCACCUACCUACCUCAGAAGCAUAAGUAUAUGCGCUCAAAAUAUGCGACAAACAGCUUAACCAAAGCUGCAGCCCAAGACCGCGACAUCCGUAGCCAUGCCAUUCUCCUCGGGUACAUCUAUACCGAACCCACCCCGCUACCGCGCGCGAGGCCAUCUUCGACGAGUGCAAGCAAAUGA
Messenger RNA from Desarmillaria tabescens, 1023 nucleotides. RefSeq lists its product as uncharacterized. Bases 1 to 1023 code for a protein of 340 amino acids. NCBI's taxonomy places the organism in Eukaryota, Fungi, Basidiomycota, Agaricomycetes, Agaricales, Physalacriaceae. The transcript is spliced from 10 exons. The record is from RefSeq and is a predicted model, not a curated record.